Molecule: messenger RNA, 252 nt
Organism: Brugia malayi
Lineage: Eukaryota; Metazoa; Nematoda; Chromadorea; Rhabditida; Onchocercidae
Exons: 2
Coding region: 1-252 (83 amino acids)
Source: RefSeq, a predicted model, not a curated record
AUGUUAACCUGUAUCAUUAUCAAGGCAAGUGAAUUACGACUGACCUUGGUAUCGGUUUUGCAGAUGAAACUAUGCCAGUUAUUAAUUGCUGAUGUAAGUUUUAUUGCUCAAGAGAAGAAAGAUUUGCUUGGAAUAAUAAUUACGCAUGCUCAUGAAGACCACUGCGAUGCAUCCCUUCCUGGUGGUGAAGAAUUUGCCGCAGCACUCGCAUUGACGAUGACGUUCAUGCGUUUCCUUGUGACUGCGAAAUGA